This is a messenger RNA of Corythoichthys intestinalis (scribbled pipefish), 5075 nucleotides long. RefSeq names its product ribonuclease H2, subunit B (gene rnaseh2b). The coding region runs from base 151 to 1083 and encodes 310 amino acids. The record is from RefSeq and is a predicted model, not a curated record. Gene Ontology annotation, cellular component: nucleoplasm; ribonuclease H2 complex. Lineage: Eukaryota; Metazoa; Chordata; Actinopteri; Syngnathiformes; Syngnathidae. Gene Ontology annotation, biological process: RNA catabolic process. The transcript is spliced from 11 exons.
AAACAAGAGGCGCCAUUUCUGAGAUUGUGUGGUCAAAACACACUCGCAAUGUAUAUUUAUGCUUAAUUUUGCUCGUAUUCGUGAAUUUGGCUUGGCGUGAAAACCACUUUGUAACACUCACAAUCAGUCUAUACGGUCCAACGUUUCACAAUGGCCUCAAAAAAGAAGCGAACGCCCAACGUGCAGAAUGAUAGCUGGGUUGUCAUUGCUGCAGGCUCCGUCAUAGACAACCAGAGGACGGACAAUGACCCGACCUUUGUGAGAUUACGGAAUCCAGCCACAGAUGUAGCCUCCAUGUACAUGCUGGGUGGCGGCGGCGGUGAUGGUGAUGUGCAGCUUUAUGAAGUCAAAGCAUUUGAAGAAGACUUCCGCUCCUGGUUUGUUGGCCAGAAAGUCCAAAGAGAUGGGAGGCUUUUGUUUGUCACUCCGAUGGAUCCUCUCUAUCUCAUUUUGCCGUAUUUGAUGAAAUCUGGAAAGGAAGGCAAAUUCCAGCCAGUGGAGCAAAUGGUGAUGGACGAAGAGUUUCCAGCAUGCACCAAGCUGCUGAGUUGCACGCGUUCUUUGGCCUCCAUGCAUCACAUCGCUGAUGAAAAAGAGGUGGGAAACCUCAAGUUUCACCGAUACAGCCAAGAAAAAACAAUGGCUUGGUUAAAGAAGAAGGUGGAAAAAACAGCCAUGGUGCUCAAAAAGAAGAACAUCUCUGUGGGGGAGGGAAUUAAAUCUUCCACAUAUCUCCGAGUCAAGAUGGAGUCAGACUCAAGCCAUGAGGACUACCUUUGCUAUGCACAUGGCCUGAUAUCAGAGUACAUCUGCAAAGACCUGAGCAAGGACCUGCGGCGUCACUUGCAAUUACCGGAACUGACAAAUCAAAAGGAGACUGAACCACCUUCAAAGAAACGAAAACUGUCUGACAAGCCGGUGGAGGCAGGAGAAGACUACACCAAAUUCAACAGUGAAACCUUUGCUCGCAAACCACCCAAGAAGAUGACAGCCGCACAGAAGAAUCUGGCAAAGGUGGACAAGAGCGGCAUGAAGACAAUGUCCUCCUUUUUUAGCCCAAAAGUGAAAGCGGAAAAAAAAUGAUGGUGUGUCCACUUUGGGCUUGCUUUUCAACACACCACUUUUGUAAUAAAGCAAAGAAAAAUCUAUUCAUGAGGUACCUUCACUCCAGACAAACUGGGGGGAGUGGGCUUACAGAGAUAUUUUAAUAGUACAGCAUCACGCAUCAUCUUACCUUUCAAUUUGACCCUUCCCUCUCCCAACCACACCCACUUAAGGCCGCAACACCCUAAGCUCCACCCGUGGUAUUGGCUGCUAUAAACAGAGGUGGGUAGAGUAGCCAAAAAUUCUACUCAAGUAAGAGUACCGUUACUUUAAAAUAUUACUCAAGUAAGAGUAAAAGUAGUCAUCCAAAAAAUGUACUCAAGUACAAGUAAAAAAAUGUCCAGUGAAAAGAAUACUCAAGUAAUGAGUAACAUUUUGAGUAACUAUUUUUUUUUUUAAACAAUUGUAUUUUUUUUUGCCUCAGCACAAACUUAUCUAUAUGAACUGUUGUUAUAAAGAUAAUGCACAAUAACCCAUUACAUAACCACAUUAAGCCAAAGAAAUUUAAAAAAAACAGUGAUGAAGCAUUAUUCGUCCAAAAAGCAUGAGUGCCCUGCCCUCUAGUGGAGAAAAUAGUUCCUAGUUUGAGUAGUGAAUACUGUAGUUUCUUCAUUGAUAAUAUGAUGAAUUUAAGGGGGUGACGUUAGGAAGGAGAGGGGGUAAUCGUGCCAGCCCCCAACCCGGCUGCCGCGACCCCGCCGACGCUUCCACAGCUGAGCGUCCAGCUGUACUGCUUACCGGGGCCCGCAUCAGGGGAAUGAUGAGCUGUCAUAGUCAUAGUCCGCUGAAACUUGCUCGCCGCCAGAGGCUGGCCGAUCGGUGAAUGCAAUCACUCCCGCCACUGUGUGUGACAUGGGUCGGGGUAGUUUUAUGUGAUUUUUCGUCUUCAAAAGGCGAGGAAGAGACUUGGAAGACUUGCACAGUUCGGGUUAGCAUGCAGCCUAGCUCUCACGCCGCCUCUUUUGUUUAAGCUCUUCCUCCAUUGCCGAGGACGGAACAGGCGAAUGAAUGCCAAAAAUGACUCAUUCUCAGCAGACAAACCGGCCGACAUCGGGCGGCUUGUCACACGUCAUGGCCGCCGGCCGAUUAAGGCAAGCACUGACGUCAAACAUGGUCACCCACAAAAUGGAAGCCAACUCCUUAUUAAAAUGUGUGCCAUGCUCUCAGUAUUUGACAUAAUAUGUAACACUUAUUUUACUUCCUUGUCAGUCCAGUCGAACUUGUUUUGCCCGUUCUUCGCGGUGAACAGGAGCUUUGUAAAAACCAAAAAGGCUCUCACCACUCUCCUUGGUGUAGCAACAAAAGCCUGCAGCACUUUGGUGUUAUGUGAAAUGAACAUGCUUUCUACUGUCAAACCAAACCAAUGCGGAUUCUUGACACCUUGUCCAAUGCAGAUUCUUAACCCUUGACAAGGUGAUGAUGCUGGAACUUUGGUUUGGUGCUGUUCCAGUGAGAUUUACAAAGAUGACUGCCUGAGGAAAACAUCAAAAUUCCCUCAGUCCUUGAUGAUAUGGGGCUGCAUGUCAGGCAAAGGCACUGGGAAAAUGGCUUUGGUUAAAUCUUCAAUAAAUGCACAAGUUUACAUUGAAAUUUUAGACCGCUUUCUUAUGUUAAUUUUCCAAGAUGACAAUGCAUCAUGCCACAGAGCUAAAACUGUUAAAGCAUUCCUUGGAGAACAACUCCUCUAAUCAAUGUCAUGGCCUGCAAAUAACCCAGAUCUCAACCCUAUUGAAAACCUGUGGUGGAAAUUGGGAAAAAAAAUUGUCCACAGCAAGGCUCCGACCCGCAAGGAUGAUCUGGCAACUGCAAUCAAAGAGAGUUGGCACCAAAUUGAUGAAUAAUACUCAUCAAGUCCAUGCCUCAGAGACUGCAAGCUGUCAUAAAAGCCAGUGGUGGUGCUUCUGAAUACUAGAGAUGUGUUUCAUUGUUAUUUCUUUGUUUCUUUCUCAUGAUUCCAUAUUUUUUUCCUUAGAAUGGAGUGAUUCCAUAUAUAUUUCCCUGCACUUGCUCCAUAAAAGUAACAUUUACUGACCACCACAAUGUUUUUAUUCAUUUCUUUUAGUGUUUCUGAAUGCUAAAGAGUUGCACUUUUGAACUAAUUCAUUGUUUUUUCAAGCUUUUUAUCUGAGUUUGUUCUACAUGAUAACAUGUCUGAGUGAGUGAUCGUCCGAGACUGGUAAUUCCAUACUUUUUGCCAAGUGUUGUACACUCAACAGUAUACAUUUGAUCACUUAUUUAUAGUUUCUCUUGCAGUCUUAGUGCAAUUGCCACUGGUGUGCAGUUAGUUGGGGUAGACUCCAAGUGUUAACCAUGACCCUUAUGAGGACAAGCAAUAAACUAAUGUUAUUUUCUGACCGCUAACAUGGCGUUCUAUAUAUAGAUAGUAUUCAGGACUAUUACAGUUUGUUGUUUUUUCCAAGGAUGACAAAGUGCGCCCAUUUUGUGUGGUUGCAGUUGUCCUUGGUGAUGGUGGUCGGAACUCAUUGAUGGCACUUGUGUGUGCGAUUUAUUUUAUUUUAUUUUUUUAAUGCCCUCAUUCAAAGAUUUUUUUUCCUCUUCACCCACAGCAUAUUUAAUAUACUGUAUUGGCCCAAAUAUAAGACGGCCCUGAUUAUAAGACGACCCCGUUUUUCAAGACUCAAGUUUGAAAACGACUUUUUGAACACCAAAUUAAUUUUUAUUAGGGCUGUCAAAAUUAUCGCGUUAACGGGCGGUAAUUAAGUUUUUUAAUUAAUCACGUUAAAAUAUUUGACGCAAUUAACGCACAUGCCCCGCUCAAAUAGAUUAAAAUGACAGCACAGUGUAACGUCUGCUUGUUACUUGUUUUUUGGCAUUUUGUCGCCCUCUGCUGGCGCUUGGGUCCAACUGAUUUUAUGGGUUUCAGCACCAUGAGUGAGCACGGUGUAAUUAUAUGCCGAGCUGCUAGUUUAUUUUUUGAUUGAAAAUUUUACAAAUUUUAUUAAAACGAAAACAUUAAGAGGGGUUUUAAUAUAAAAUUUCUAUAACUUGUACUAACAUUUAUCUUUUAAGAACUACAAGUCUUUCUAUCCAUGGAUCGCUUUAAGAGAAUGUUGAUAAUGUUACUGCCAUCUUGUUGAUUUAUUGUUAUAAUAAACAAAUACAGGUCUUAUGUACCGUAUGUUGAAUGUAUAUAUCCGUCUUGUGUCUUAACUUUCCAUUCCAACAAUAAUUUACAGAAAAAUAUGGCAUAUUUUAUAGAUGGUUUGAAUUGCGAUUAAUUACGAUUAAUUUUUAAGCUGUAAUUAACUCGAUGAAAAAUUUUAAUCAUUUGACAGCCCUAAUUUUUAUACAGCAAAUAAUUUCAGUACAUCUGAAAAGAAUGAUUAUAACAGUAUAUUUGAAAAAGCAUGUUAUUUUGUCUCAUUCAAAUCUUAAUAUCUGAACAUUUACAUAUGUAAACUAAAGUGCAAUCACAUUCGUAAAUGAAUGGCUUCUGGUUUUUGAAAUGUAAAUAAACCAAUCUAUUGUGAUAAAACAACAAAAUUGCAAUAACCCGUCUUAACCAUCAAAGUGAAGUCUAACUGUAAAUGUAGUUUUGAAACAAAUCUGAAUAAGGAAAAACAUUACAAUAUAAAACAAUGCAAACUGGUUAAACUAAAAAGUGUAGCUGAGAUCUAUCAUGACAGAACAUCGCUUCAAUGAUAUCUGGCGCCAUCUAGCGUCGUGAAUGGGUAUAAUGUCUAGACCGCGAAUAUAAGACGACCCCCACUUUUUCAGUGUUAUUUCAAUGCAAAAAACACCGUCUUAUAUAUUCGGGCCAAUACGGUAGCUUUGGGAUUUAUUAGCAUUUUAUAUGCCAAUGCUGAGAACAGAAUGCAAGCUUAAAUUCAUGCAUUGGUACAAAGAUUCACAAGUCUGAAUAAAAGUUACAAGGAUGAUUAUAUUUUUUUUCCUCAGACAAAAUAAUAACCUCGGCUAGUUGCCAAGCAUAAAGGCCUUGAACUCUUUUG